Ruditapes philippinarum (Manila clam) is the source of this 899-nucleotide messenger RNA. RefSeq lists its product as uncharacterized. The transcript is spliced from 2 exons. The record is from RefSeq and is a predicted model, not a curated record. The coding region runs from base 438 to 899 and encodes 153 amino acids. Gene Ontology annotation, molecular function: DNA binding. Lineage: Eukaryota; Metazoa; Mollusca; Bivalvia; Venerida; Veneridae.
UGUAAUCGAUUCAAUCGAUAUCGGUGUAUCAACGAUCUUUGCAAUCCGAUUCGAUAUCGAUUCCAUUUUUGAAAUAUCGGGUAUCGAAUGCAAACAGUUUUCAAAAAAAAAAAAUCCAAAACGAAAACGGAAAUCAACGCCAAAAUUACCUCCCCGUGUAUGUGACGAAUGCUGCCGAAUUUCGUUGUGAUCUCGCAUGUCUACUAAGGCGUAGGAAAGACCCCGAAUUCAGAAUUUAUAAUAGAAAAAUGCCAAGAAAUUUUUAGUUAGUGUUUCUUUGUGCAAAUUUUGAUUACAAAAUGUUAAACUUUAAUAAAUAUUCAAGUUUUAAACACUAUAAUUUGCCAAUUAAACCCCCGGUUAGUUGGAACGUAAAGGACGGCAUUUAGCCUAAACCUUAACUACGUAAUAAUAACAACAACAACAACAACAAAAUCAUGGCUUUAAGAAAGAAAACAAGCGACGUGUGGAAUCACUUCACGUUUGCGGGAAAGACCCAAGUAAAUUGCAAUAUUUGCAACAAAAUCCUUCCCUACAGCGGUAAUACUACCAACCUGCGAAGCCAUUUAGAUAGAAAACACUGGUCAGUCGUUCAUCGCCCAUCGGUUCAAGUGAGCAAUGAUUCUGUGACAGUCAGUACCAGUAGGUAUACCAGCAGUCAUGUCUCUAUGAAGUCUGAUUUUCCUUCACUACCAAGUCUACCAUCAACGCAAUUAUCAGACCAGAAAGAUCAAGUAACGGUUCAAAUUACAUCCAAACAACUUGAACAAACAACAGUUCCUAGUCUUUUUAACAAACAGAAACCAUUUACUCUCAAUUCUAGUCAAGCAACAACAAUUUCUCAAGGAAUUGCUGAAUAUAUAGUAACGGAUAUGAAGCCAGCCAUUAACUACAGUUGA